Messenger RNA from Patiria miniata (bat star), 3295 nucleotides. It is a transcript of the gene acp5, whose product is annotated as tartrate-resistant acid phosphatase type 5-like. Gene Ontology annotation, biological process: bone resorption. Gene Ontology annotation, molecular function: ferric iron binding; ferrous iron binding; acid phosphatase activity. Lineage: Eukaryota; Metazoa; Echinodermata; Asteroidea; Valvatida; Asterinidae. Bases 108 to 1109 code for a protein of 333 amino acids. The transcript is spliced from 6 exons. The record is from RefSeq and is a predicted model, not a curated record.
UCGCACGCCGGCCGCGCGGGUCGACCCAGUUGUUUCACUUUAUUAACUAGAUAAUAUAUAACAAGGAUAGCUUUUUGUUUUCAAAUUGCCAACAUUGUUGAGUAAGCAUGAUGAAUAUAGCAGUUAUCUUGUUAGUUUGUAUUAAGCUGGUGUGUGGAGUUUACUCGCCACCAUCAAACGAUGGCACGUUGUCCUUCCUUGCUCUUGGUGAUUGGGGUGGCCAGUCAUCGUCACCGUACGCCACCACAGACGAGGUGGCUUGUGCCAAUCAGAUGGGUGAUAUAGCCAAAAAGAUCAACUCCACCUUCGUCAUGGCUCUAGGGGAUAACUUCUACACAUUUGGCAUACGAACUGACGCCCACGACAAGAGAUUUAAGGAGACUUUUGAGGAUGUGUUUACAGCCAAGUCUUUGCAGACACCAUGGUAUGUUGUCGCCGGGAACCAUGAUUGGAGAGGCAAUGUCACAGCAGAGGUGGAAUACACAAAGCUAUCAGACAGAUGGACUUUCCCAUCGUUGUACUACACCUUCAACUACAACAUCCCGGGAACCAAGACCACGAUUGCUUUCAUCAUGAUAGACACCCAGGUCCUGUGCGGCGUCUUAGACGAGUUCAGCACCCCAGAGGAGCUGGCGGGACCCCAGGACAAGAAUGCAGCAGACAAAGAAUGGCAUUGGAUUGAGCAGCAACUCCAAGCAACCCAAAGUGCGGACUAUGUGAUUGUCGCUGGCCACUAUCCAGUAUGGUCCAUAGGUGAGCAUGGACCUACUGAGUGUCUGGUAUCCCGUCUCAGGCCCCUGCUUAUCAAGUACAAGGUCAAUGCAUACUUCUGUGGGCACGACCACAACCUCCAGCAUUUGCGUGAAGACAGUUCGACAGUUGAAUACUUUGUAAUUGGGGCUGGCCAUGUUGUCAACACAUCACAAGUGCACAAGGACAGUGUGCCCCACAACUCCCUCAAGUUCUACUAUGCGCAGGAUUCCAGCCUGGGGGGCUUCGCCUACAUCGAGGCAACGCCACAGAGCAUGAGGUUGAUCUUUGCCGAUGGGCUGGCUGGUCAGGAUUUGUACUCAGGGGAAAUCAAACCGCGCUCCAAGCUACAUCAUUAAUUCUUAUCCUGAGGCCUUCAGAUUCCAACAAAACCCAAUAGCAGGCCGUUGUAUUGAUCUUGUGAACAGAAUUAGGCAUUUGUUCUACGUAGCUCAUCCGUCUUUCUGGGAUUUGGUUAGUCUUAACCACUUCGGGACGGGAUUAUUUUUGCUGUAAAUUUCGAUUUUCGAAAAAGGCAAAAUAUACCAGCCAACUUCCGAUAUACAGCCAAAUGCCACAAAUACUGAAUCGCAAGAGUCAUUUCAACAGAAUUUGUACAAUAUUUCUUGCCGAAACCUCAUAUUUUUCAACACUCAGGGAUAUGGUCACGGAGCGUAAGUUGUAGAAUAGGCCUUGUAUAGCGGCCCAGUUCAAGGUCAGCACAUGGUCCACCUCCACAGACUUCUUGGACUUUAAUGUGUGUACAAAACAAAUCAGUGAUUAGCGUGUUUAGACGUCAACCGGAGGCGAGGCGAGGCGAGGCACACUUGACGUUUUGACCUGUCUUCCGUGACUGUGUAUAAAAACAGCCAGAUCUUAAAACACGUCAUCCUACGCAAACUGGUUAAAGACAGGAUAUCGAUUUUGUUCAUCCGGUCAAGCCACCACAGAGGUAGUGUCGGUAGAGGGUGGUAUCACAAGUUGAAUCAAAUUCAGUCUUGGGAACUUUGGCACUUGGACCUUAGAAAUUUCAGUCACGUACUAUAGUCAUGAUUAGGUUGUGCGUGAUUGGACUUUCAAGGGUUGGCUGCCCAAAUUCUCAAGAAUGCGUGAAUUCAUCCUAUUGAUGGCACCCGUCCAUGCAGGCCCCUACAAACGAGCAGCCUGACCGUGUCUGCCAGGGAUUUGGAACUGACUGGAUUAGGGAAGGUAAAUUAUAAUCCAGUCUUGGAUGAAGAAUCGUUUCAUUGGAUUCUGCUGGAUUCAGCAGGCUUUAUGCAUUGCUUUUGGAAUCUAUUGGAUUGUGCAGGGCACAUAGAGAAAUCUGAUGAUUAGUUUUGCUAAAAUUAGGGAAAUACUAUGAUCAUUUUGAAGGGCACACUGUUCAAAAUGAGAAAUUUUAGUUAGGAUUUUGAACAACUUAUUGGUUUGGGGUAAGAUUGUGUGUGAGCUAGACUACUCGAACCAUAUCUGACAAGUGUGCUUUUGAUGCAUGUAAGUCAAAGCUAAUAUUGUAAAACCAUUUCCUUUUUUGUACUAACAGGCUUGAUAUUUUUACUCUCCAGCAGUACUUAUAAAUAGAAACAGAGCUUGAUUGCCAGUUGUUAGUAUUAGCAGAAAUUCUUCCAGUUUCUGUGUUUGUAUACUUUUAAACAAACCUUUUCAUAUACUUGUUGUACAUAAUAAUACCAUUCAUGUUUAUUGAUACAUAGAAGCUUUCUUUGCUUUAGGGUUUUGUAAUGGUAUCGAUAUUGGUUGUGAGUUUUCAGGUGGAAAGUUGUAAUUUUUACAUUUUCAAUGUAAAGCUAAACCAGUUUGUACAUUAUUUAUCAAGUACAUGUACAUGUACCUAUCCUGUGUUUAUUCUCGUAAAAAAAAUUGAAAGAGAAGGGGGCUUUAAAAAGUGGGAGGGCCAUAUAGACAAAUCUAGUGCCCGACUAUUUGCAUGUAGGUCACCUACAUGCAUGUGUAUGGUGUGCAUGCCACAGCCUAUAGAAGUGUACACAAAAUAAGGGAUUUUUGUCUCAAUUUCUUGAAUUACAAUGUACUUUGAAAAAUUGUGACGGCUAGUGUUAGAAAAGACACUUCAGAAGAAUUAAGCCAUACUGCCUACAAAUUCUCCGAUAGCAGUAAAAACGAUCCAAACUUGAAGAAACCAAGUACAAAAUCCACACACCUUAAUUUCUACACAAUGCUCAAAGACAGCAGUUCUAGCUGUGGCCAUAUCGCUCUAUUUAUUCUGUACUAGCAGGAAGUCGGGCUUCUCAUUUUGAAAAGUAUAUGUACUUAAUAAUGUUACAGCAAUAAUUUUAUACUGACUGAUUUGUUUUUGAGACAGAAAUGGUUUAAAUAUUUUAUAAAGGUGUCUGGACAGGGUUUAAAUUUGAUGUUCAAAGCAGGGGAAAUAUUGAUAGUUGAAGCUGGAGUUGUUUAUAUAUCAUGGUAUCUGAGAGUUUCUAGGCAAAAUCAAUGUGUAAAGGGUGUCUCAAAACCGUAUACCCAUUUUUAAAUGUAAAUUAUCAGAAAUGUACUGAAUAUUUUAAAA